AGUGUCGAGGUUUCCAUGGCGGCGGCCGGAAGCGGAAGCAGCGUAGUCUCCAUGGCGGCGGCCGGCGGUCCCGCGUUGUGGCGGCGGCUCUUGGGCCUGCUUCCUCACGGGAGGCUGGGCCUGGCCGCGCUGCUCGGGCGCCUCUCGGACCGUCUGUCCCUCGGCCGGGACCGGCGCUCCCGGAGAUCAUCAUGGCUGCUGCUGGCCCCAUUGCUCACCCCUGUGGUUCCUCAGGUCACAGCCCCAUCAUUCUGCGUUUGUCCCGAGGGUGCGCACAGGUUCCAGUGGAUCAGGAACCUGGUUCCAGAGUUUGCGGUCUCCAGCUCUCGCAUCCGGGUGCUCUCAUCCCCAACUGAAUUCUAUGAACUCAUGAAGGAACAGAUAAAGGCAGCCAAGCAGCGAGUAGUGGUGGCUUCGCUGUACCUCGGAACAGGACUCCUAGAACAGGAGCUGGUGGAUUGCAUAGAAGAAACCCUGGAGAGGUCACUGCAGGCAAGUGGGCCCUCGGACUUCAGAGUUUCCAUUCUCCUAGAUUUCACAAGGGGAUCUCGAGGCAGAAAGAACUCUCGAACCAUGUUACUUCCACUGCUGAGAAGGUUUCCAGAGCAAGUCCGUGUAUCCCUCUUCCACACUCCAAAUCUGCGUGGGCUUCUCAAAUGCUUAAUCCCUGAGCGUUUCAACGAAACCAUCGGGCUGCAGCACAUCAAGGUUUACCUCUUUGAUGAUAACGUGAUCCUGACUGGUGCAAACUUGAGUGACUCGUACUUCACCAAUCGGCAGGACCGCUAUGUGUUCCUACAGGACUCUCGCGAGAUUGCAGAUUUCUUCACUGAACUAGUGGAUGCAAUUGGAGAAGUGUCGCUGCACUUACAGCCAGAUGAUACCGUCCAGAUGAUGGAGGGGAUGGUGCAUCCUUACCAAGGAGACAAGACGACAUAUUGUGAAGUGGCAAAUAGGAGAGUAAUGGAAGUGAUCAACGCUGCCAGGACACGACAAGAACUCCACACGCAGACUUUUCAUGGGAGGAGAUCAGAAGGAGAUCCGUUAUUGCCCCAGCAAAACCCUGAUGCAGGAGGGGACCAAAAAACAGAACCGGACACCUGGAUUUAUCCACUAAUUCAAAUGAAACCCUUUGGGAUUCAAAUAGACGAGAUAGUGACAGAGACGUUGCUGACAGAGGCAGAGCGAGGUGCCAGAAUACACCUCACCACUGGUUACUUCAACCUCACGCAAGCCUACAUGGAUCUCGUUCUGAGCACCAGAGCAGAGUAUCAGAUUCUGCUGGCCUCACCGGAGGUGAAUGGGUUCUUUGGUGCCAAAGGGGUGGCAGGUGCCAUUCCUGCUGCCUAUGUUUACAUUGAGCAUCAGUUUUACAGCGAGGUGUGCUGCCUUGGCCAGCAAGACAGGGUCCAACUGCGGGAGUACUACAGGAACGGAUGGACUUUCCAUGCUAAAGGUCGGUUCAUCGGGACCUGGAAGCUCAGGUUGCAAUAGUGACAGAAAAUCGUGACCUGCAGCAGCAGCUUCAUCAGGAGCAGGAGCAGCUUUAUCUCAAGUCAGGCGUUGUGUCGUUGUCUACAUUUGAACAGCCAACCCGCUACGUAAAACUGUGGGUGAAGCUGGUAACGCCUCUGAUUAAGAACUUCUUUUGAAAGGAGAGAGGAUCCUCCUCUGGGUGAGUCUGAAGUUGUUUUGCUCCAGGAAGAACUAAAGCUGCAGGAAACAAUACUGAGUUGAUUGCACUUAUUAAUGCAGCCCUGUCCUUUAUAAGGAGGAAGAAUCAGCCCAAUGCUUCCCUUGCAUGGGGAAGGUUUUCAGUGCAGUGUGAAGCUCUUUCCUGAGUGCCUAUAUUCAAUUUCCAUUUGAAUGGGUUAUGUCUCCAAUGCAUGUCGUAGUCUAGCAGUAACUAAGGUUCCUUUUCAGGAACGGGGAGGGAGGAGUCCAAGUUAUCCCCAUGCAUUGAUAAGACUUUCUCUUCUGAAAUGUAUCUCUUGCCAUGGGGACUCAGCCUAGGGUCAGGCCUAGAUUUUACCCUGGCCAGCCAAUGGGAGACAUUGUGGGAAAAUCUCAGCCGCUCUAUGAUCUCCUGCCUGAGUUGGGAUUAAAGAGGGGGAAAAGUCAGCAUAACCUCUGGCUUUUGCUUUGUAAGGAUGAGGUCUCAUCUAAAAUGCCUUUAUCACAUGAAUGUUGGCUGACACAAGGCCAUUUGCUGUCUUUCCUCCUAUGGCAGUGGACUCACCCCAGUUAAUCCCCUAGACUUGGUGAAAAUGCCAACUCAGACUUUAACUAUCACCAAUUUUCAUUCCCAAGAGCCUUAGUGUUGGAGCAUGUGCAUGUGUUUUCUGGUCCUUUACCUUCACUCAACUCUCAGGUUCUGGUUGCUGUGGGUAAGUGCCAGCCACCUGCCACAUCAGGGUAACUGGUUCUAAACUUCCUCUGUAUCCAGGGAUUAAAGAACCAGCACUACUGAGGCCUCAUAAAUGGCCAGGUCAGCCCUGGACCACAAGCAGCCUGGUAGUUGCCUAUUGCCAUAAGCAUUCCUUCACAGCUCUCCUCUCUUGGCUAAAGUCAGUGUCGAUACUUGAAAUAGAAGAUGCUAAAGCGCUGGGGUUUUAUCAUUUUGUCUUCAGGUAGUUGAGCGCUGCUAGCAGAUGUGAAAUAGGAAACUACUCCAUACGAAAGGGAGAGAGUGGUUGGGUUCUUCUGGGUGGUCAGCCCCUAACUAUCAGUGCUGAGCAGAGGUUCCCUGGCUGCCUGGCCAGGCUAAUAACAGUUGCAGUAGGGUUCUGGAGGCAAUGGCAGUGGCAUGAAGGCAAACCAAAAUCCUAUAUGCUCCAAACAGCUACACCAUGGGAGCUUGCUCCUGCUCCUGCUCCUGCCACAGUGGUUCCCCUCAGGGGUAAAAGGGGAGUUAGCUUUUAUAGUCCCUGCAGACAGUACCAGCCAUUAGGGGCCUCCUAUCCACUGGUGACAGGCCUGAGAACACAAACCGCUUGCCACUCCUAGUGCUUUGAAGAGCACCAUUUGUCACCUUUCUUCUGUGUCAUUUCUUACGAGUCUUGUCUAAAAACAACUCUGGCUGUAUUUCAAAGGGUGGCUGUAGUGUGUGGUCUUGUCUGACACAACUUCACUUCUGGGAGCACAGGGACAGAUAGCCAUCACAUCCUAGAAACAGAAGGACAUGUGCUUCCUGACUGACUUCCCACCCAGCUAGCAAAAUGGGUAGUAAACAGGGAGCAUGGCCAGAGUGUAUUCUUUAUGCAGCCCUUUGGUGCAGGUGCUGGAAGGCUUAAUAGCAGAUGCUUAACAGUUGAUCAGGGUGACCUGUGUGCACCUUUCCACUGUUGGGAAGUACAGGAUAGCACGGAGGCUGUGUAGAGCGGUAGCUAAGGCACUGGACAGUGACCGUAUCUGGGCUCUCUUCCUGUCUCUGUUUCUCCUCCCCCUUUGUCUGGUCUAUUUACUUUAGAAGCUCUUUGGGGAAGGGACUGGAACUACAGCGCAUGGCCCAGUAGGGCCCUGCCCACAGGUGAGCACUCACGCAAAACAGAGACCUGAACAGGCAUUGAGUUCUGAGGAAUCCAGAUGGCCACGCUUUAACGGGGCUGUGUAGUCACGGCACCAGUGCUGGGAGCACUGUAAAAAAAAAAAAAAAAAAAAAAAAACCCUCCACGAGAGGUGUAGCUACCCAUGCUGGGGCACUGUCUACACUGCCACUUUACAGUGCUCAGGGGCAUGUUUUUUCACACCCCAUGAGUGAGAAAGUUUCAGUGCUGUAAAGUGGCAGUGUAGACAAGGCCUUUACUUUGGCUUCCUUCUUUUCAGUGCUGGCACGUAGGGUGUGUCUACACUACCAAGUUUUGUUGAUAAAACUUACGUUGACACAACAAAAAUCGCCAAAGGGUGUUCACACUUGCUCCCUCUGUCGACAGAUUGUGUCCCACAUGUGGGACACGAUCAUCAUUGACAGGGUGAGCAAUGCACUGUGGGUAUGUAUCCCACAGUGCAGUGUUGUGGGAAGGAAGAGCUGAGCGCUCCCGCAGCCGAGAGUAGCAUCAUGAGUAACUCUGUGAGCUCUCUGUGCUGAGGAAUGGCAAAGCCGCACAGCAGUCUGCCUGCUGCUGUGUCCCUAGUGCAGGGUAGAACAGGAGCAUUCUGAUGAUUUGCUCUGCGUUUGUUCCCCAAAGGGAGCAGCGCACAGAUACUUCCCGGAGCUUUGAAAGGGGAGGGGCACAUGCCUGCAGGGCAACAGAGCGAUCAGGGCGGGCAUUGUGGGAUACUGGCAGAAGCCAGUUCGGUCGACAAAACAAUCACCAGUGUCUACGCUGGCUCUUUGUGGACAAUAAAGGGAGGGGGAAAAGACAAACGUCUCUCAUAGGCGUGGAAGUUUUUUGUGACAAAAGGCCAAUUGUAGUGUGUACACUCUUGCUGUUUUGUCGCCAAAAGGCAGAUUUUGGGGACAAAACUUGCCAGUGUAGACAAGCCCUUAGUGCUUUAUUGUAACCUGCCUUGUGGAGUAACCCAUACUGGCACCGCUCUGAUGUGUAUUGUGACACCAAUCCACAGUUGGCCAAUUGUUUUAUCCACCCAGGCACUAACACCAUCAUUUCAUGUUUUAUUGUCUUUCCACUGAAUGCAUCCGAUGAAGUGAGCUGUAGCUCACGAAAGCUCAUGCUCAAAUAAAUGUGUUAGUCUCUAAGGUGUCACAAGUCCUCCUUUUCUUUUUGCGAAUACAGACUAACACGGCUGCUACUCUGAAACCUGUCUUUUUAUUGUCACUUUGUUAAAAUACUUCGGGGCAGACAAAAAGUUGGGUGGUGUUUCUGACUAAUGGGAUUAGUACUACUUUGGCGUGUGGAACAAGUGCUUUGUUUAGGCAGUAAAAGUUUAAGCCUGUAAGAGCAAAGCAACAGCAGCAAGAAUCCACUUAGCUGACUUCUCCUUUGUCUUCAGAUUGAAGGUCCAGACAUAGGUGGGGCCUCGCAUGCGUGUCUUGUAGACAGGGCACUCGUAGAUGUUCUUGGUGUCCAUACGGUCCACAGGGAUGGCUCUGAUGAAGAUGACUGGCAUUGAGGGCGUUAACUCCUUCAGUCGAGCAUCUGUGAUGACACCACUAGGAAUGUCCCACCGAGCACCUGCAAUGUUAUGGCUCAGUCAGAAGGUGUUCUAUUUGCUGUAUCGGUGGGGUGGGGGAAGAGUUGUCCUAGAAGCAUGGUUAAGGGUCAGCUGGAGGACCAAAGGGCAGUACUGAAGUAGCCUGGGCUUAGUCACCCCUGGCACGUAAUUGGCAUUUCAGAGUGACUAACAAUAUUACUAGGGAUAAGAUCUCUAACCACAAUGGUCAAUUCUGUCCUUACUCCCCCACUCCAGUGUCCAUGUUAGGGGGGACUGCACAGCUUGGGGAAGAAUGAUAAAUACGGAAACUCUCCCAUGUAGUCUGCUGGGCAUGGACCUCAGCUUGACAGUACAGUGAUCCUGCCACUGGCCUCAUCCCUCUGUGUUUAUUAGCUGUAAGGGACCUCAAACUAAAGCUGAGACAUUCUCACCUAGACUUCCUGGGUCCAGUCAUAUAUACAUAAUGUAACUGUGACCCAAGUAACAUCAACUGUCUCUGCUCUGAGCUUCAAGUGUUGCUGUAUUAAUUUCCAAAAUAAAUAAAUACUUACGGUCACUGUUUGUCUGUUAAUGAGGGCUGCCCUCUGCUGGCAUGUUUCUGACAAUGAUGCACAAUAAAGGCAGCUGCUACCCAAA
Molecule: messenger RNA, 5751 nt
Organism: Chelonia mydas (Green sea turtle)
Lineage: Eukaryota; Metazoa; Chordata; Testudines; Cheloniidae
Gene: PGS1
Product: phosphatidylglycerophosphate synthase 1
Exons: 9
Coding region: 16-1494 (492 amino acids)
Biological process (GO): cardiolipin biosynthetic process
Cellular component (GO): mitochondrion
Molecular function (GO): CDP-diacylglycerol-glycerol-3-phosphate 3-phosphatidyltransferase activity
Source: RefSeq, a predicted model, not a curated record